This is a messenger RNA of Solenopsis invicta (red fire ant), 4392 nucleotides long. RefSeq lists its product as uncharacterized. The transcript is spliced from 4 exons. Gene Ontology annotation, molecular function: structural constituent of chitin-based larval cuticle. Lineage: Eukaryota; Metazoa; Arthropoda; Insecta; Hymenoptera; Formicidae. The record is from RefSeq and is a predicted model, not a curated record. Gene Ontology annotation, cellular component: chitin-based extracellular matrix. The coding region runs from base 423 to 1547 and encodes 374 amino acids.
UUGCGGAGGGGGAUGGUCGUGAGGGAAGGAGCAUAGAUCCGUCGUGUACGGCGGAUCUGGAAAUGCAGGGACACCGCCGGUUCUCAGUCACAGUAUCGCGUCCUCUCGGUCCGCCUCGACGAUAUCGACGCAGCCGAUGACUGCGUCGACGCUAUCCUCUUCCGUUUUUUCUUCUUCCGCAGUGUCAUCCGGUUCGCGAGAGUGGGUGAUUUUCUUUCUCUUUCUCUCGACGUUCGUGAACUUUUAUGAAUGCAGCGAUCUCACACGCUUUUCUUCUUUCACGAAGAUUAGAUCUGCGUCGGUACGCUUUGUUGUUUGCACCAUAAUUAAGAAGCUAUCUCUAUGUGGGUUCUAGGUUUCGAUUAUUUCGAUCGAGAAAUUUCUUCGUGCAGUUAUCACCGUGGAGACUGUAAUGUAUGUAAAUGGGCGACUUUUGCUUGAGAAAUAAGGGAACGUUUCGGCUCGGCUAUCGCUGCGAAAACGACCAAGAGGAAACUCGUGGAACGCGUGUCGCAACCUCACGAAGCACCAGCGUGACCAUGAUUUUGCGAACGUGUCUCUGCAUCAAUCUCUUAACGGUUUCGGCGUUGUGUCUGACAGCAGACGAGAUCGAGGCUCAGAGAAGUGGCUGGAACCUAAAUCCCAACACGCAGUAUCACAUUCAGACCGAUGAGGGUCCGGAGAGAUUUUUUCGCUUUCAAACAGCGAACGGUCAGUACAGAAAAGAGAAGAGAUUGGCUGAUGGCACGGUGAUCGGCACCGAAGGCUGGUUGGACCCUCUCGGAUAUUUACGACUGAAGGAUUACAUCGCGGAUCACGAGGGAUUCCGAAUACUAAGGUCGAAGAUGGUUUACGUGGGUAAGGACCGACCUAUUCAGGACGCGGUGGCGGAAACAAAGAAGGUUCCAGCACAAACCGGAAUCUUGGCCAGACCCAAAAGGCCACCUAAUCCGUUCAGACGACCAGAUCCUAACGCCGUCAUACCGCUGUCCGGCAACGACAUCACUUCCGGUUAUUACGUUCCGACGACCAUCAGACCUCGACCAAUUUCGAGAAACAAUUAUUACCCAAGUCGAUCAGGUUACCCUUCAUCUGGCCUUCAGAGCCUGGAUACCUAUCACCGACCACAGGCGUUCUAUCGCGGAUCAGCAGCUCGACCACCGACUCAGAUUCUCGAGGCUCCCUACGAUCCCGCUAUCGGAAGCUCGACUAUCAGGUCGAGCUAUCAAUCGCCCAUUUCUCGAAACGACGAUUUCUCGCCGUACGACGGCACUCACACUACCGCGAACGGUUUCCAAUAUUAUUUAAGGAGACAGUAUCACGAGGAGGAACGACAGCCCGAAGGCAACAAUAUUGGCUCGUUCGGCUACAUCGAUCCGUUCGGUAUCAGACGGGUGAUUUAUUACAAGACGGAUCCGUUCACCGGCGGAUUCCUCCACAAGAAGAACAAUCGGUACGUCGGCUUCAAUGCAACGCCAUACGAUCCUCUUCCGCCUGAUCUGUCCAGAACGCGGCUCUCGAGAGCCCCCCCGACGAGCACCUCGUAACAGUUCCGUCGUUGUUCAUCGCUUUGCCACGUUGUAGGCAUCAAGUUUUAUCGCGAAGAGCUCAUCAUCCGAUACCGCGUCGACGCUGGGUUUCGCUACGCUGGACGGCCUUGGUUCGACUCGAUGAUCUCGACCGCGAGACCGCUCGUCGAGUCGAACUGCCGCCUGUUAUCGAUGCUCUCUUAAGCAAUCUUUGUUGAUCGUGAAUUUUCCAGUCCACCAAUGGAACCAAUGGACGUCGGAGAGAGGAAGAACAAUGGUGAAUAUACAGAUACAAUACGGCGAAUGUAGAGAUCGGUGCUCUAUAUUCUAUGGGGGAAGCGAUGGAGGUUCUUCGGAAUUCUCGAUCACCAACGUUGCUUAUAUAAUAUAUAGAUAUAUAACGUUUUCUCGAAGUGCCACGAGUGAUAUUUGUCUGAUGUACGACUCCGUUGUGUCAGCAUCGCCAACGGUUCCCAGUAUUAUCCGAGAUGAUAUAACGUUACGACGAACGAGGGGUCGAUUGAAUCAGGAGACGAUCGAAAUGCAGCGGAUAAGAAGGCUCCAACAGAGAGGAGAGGAGAUAAGGAUUAUGUGAGAUUAACACAAUGACUUUUCGUCAUUGAGAACCAAGGCGGCGGCUUCCUGAUUCGUCGUCCUGCCUUUGUUCUGUUAUUAUCGCGAGCAGAUGAUCGAAUACCGCCAAGAGAGACAACGUUAGAUGCCAUGCUGGACUGUAACUCAGUUUUCAGGGAAGCGUGGUGGGACUUCCUUGAAAAAAAAAAAAAAAGAAAAUCGUAGAUUUCGCGUACGGACAAUGUUCGCCAAUCUUUCUAGUUGCGUCAUCGAUCCAUGAAACGUGCGAAAACUUACACCCGCUAUUGUCUUCGCGCUCAAGUUUCUUCCAGUAGUCUGACAUUUUAGAAAGUAUAUUUAUUCAAAUUAAGGAUGCAAGUGAAGCAUACAAAUUUACAUAUACAAUUUUUUUUAACCUUUUUUAACAGUAAAAUUUUUUAGAAACUUUAAUUUGAGUUAUUUAGAUAACCGAAAGUUCCUACAACUUUUGUAGUUUUUGUAUUUUCUGACAAUCCUUUCCGCUUGGCGAACAUUGAUCUGCGACAAAGAAGAACCCACCUACGGAAUCAAAAUAGAACGGCCGGUACUUUGGCGUGAGCGGAUCGAACGUUAACCCUGCAGUGCACUAUUUUCUUAUAUUAGCGAUACUCUACAUACGUUACAACUUUAUAUCGCGAGGUGUACUGGUGACUUGUAUCGUCGCCGAAUCGCAUCUUAAAGAUCUCUAACGCGAGAAACACAGCUAUUAUGCAAUGCGUGCAUUGUUGCACGUUGCAGGGUUAAUUCAGCGUGAGCCGCAGAUCCGGAAAUCUUAAUAGCUUUCUAUCGCCGAUUCUGCUGAUGCUAGUAGUAGUAGUUUCCUUCCUAGUUUAUAAUGCGCGGAUACUUUUCACGUACUAAUUUCUCGCGGCAUACCGGAAGGCUAUCCGCUCGUGCCAAACGAUGAAGAGAGGGAGAUUACAUAUAGAAUUAGUUAAUCGUUAAGUUAAACCUCGUUACUUCGCGACAAUGGUGCUGAUUGUUAAGUAAAAGCGGAUACACCGCGCACUUUCCGUUCUUUUAUGGCGAUGAGAACCGUGCCGUUACGCUUUGUGCGCCUAAGUCAAUUGCGAUUUUCGGAUUAAUGUUCCCCCGCGACAUUGCAACUGUCUACGUAGAAAUCGUGGGGUAUAAUUUGUGCGUAAGGAAUAUCGUUUUAUGCUUAACUUAUUUUGCAAAUAAAUGUGAAAGCGAACGAUCGCUUGCGCGUGAAAUGUCAAACAUGUGAUAUCAGAUAGUUUACACGAAGGCAGCAAGUAAAUAAAACUUUAACACAGAAACUGUUGUUUCAGGAAUAUUACGGCAAAAGUACAGCCGGAAGUUUGCAGCUACUUUAAUUAUUUUAAUCGUUUUAUCUGAAUAUGCAUUAUGGAACUGAUCGAAAUGGAGUCUGAUUGGAAUUAUUUCAUUUUUCCUGGAAAAUACAAUAAAAAGGAUGUAAUUGAACAAUUUCAGAUCGGAAUCCAUUCCAAACGUCUCAUAAUAUCCAUAAAAUUUGAUAUAUUAGUGUUUUUAAUACGAAAGUCGUACAAUACAGUACAAUUAUAAAGCAAUUACAUUUGUGAUACAGUUUCGAGUGUUCAAUGCUAUCGGUUCAAAAUAACAAUUUAACAGUUUCAGUGACGUUUGAUUCGGCUUAUGUAACUUUAAUCGUGUGUAUAUUCUACCUUUUAAAAUAAAUAAAAAUAUCAAUAUAAUAAAAUAAUAAAGAUAUUUAUGUGUCUGACAUUAAUGAGUUUUAUAAGGGUUAUCGAAUCGAACUGUCUAGAAAGGCGUCGACAGGCUUUCCGCUGCGACACAGACUAAAGAGAAAUUCUCAAUUUAAUCAAGCUAUCGAUCAUCUUGGCUUCGAUAACAAAUAUUUUUCACAAGACAAGUUUGACGGUAAAACCAUAUUUUUUUCAAUCUAAAAUCUAUUUUCGUAAUUAUUUCCGCAUAAUUGGUCAACAAUUUUGAACGUUCGCUAUUUGUAGUGUCACCCGAGUUGCAAGGGACAGUGUUACCAUCGACGAUCCCAUAUCGCGUAAUUGUAACGGUAGUGCAACGUGCAUCCAGGAGCACCGGCAUCCGCUUAUUCGAUUAUCAUACCUCAUUCAAAGUUUCACCGGCCUUGACGCGCUACCUCGUGAAAAGUUUCACCGGCCUCGGAGAGUGCGCUCUCUUUCUUUCCUCUCCGAGGAAACGAAGACUGAUGCCCUUAUAGAUUUGUAUGUACACGAAACUAACAAUAAAGACGCUUCGCUCCGUUAAA